Messenger RNA from Trachemys scripta elegans, 4862 nucleotides. It is a transcript of the gene USP7, whose product is annotated as ubiquitin specific peptidase 7. The transcript is spliced from 31 exons. Gene Ontology annotation, cellular component: nucleus; cytosol. The coding region runs from base 294 to 3599 and encodes 1101 amino acids. NCBI's taxonomy places the organism in Eukaryota, Metazoa, Chordata, Testudines, Emydidae. The record is from RefSeq and is a predicted model, not a curated record. Gene Ontology annotation, biological process: regulation of protein stability; protein deubiquitination. Gene Ontology annotation, molecular function: cysteine-type endopeptidase activity; protein binding; cysteine-type deubiquitinase activity.
CGAGGAAGCCGCCGCCCCCGGCCGGUUCCCUCCUCCCCACCCCCUUCCCCCGACCGGGUGCCGCCGCCGAGAUUGGGCGAAUAGCGAGCAAAUACGUGCGCGUCUCGCUGCCUCCUCCGGCCGCCCGCUCCCUGCCCGCCGGAGCCCAGCCGCAGCCCCCCGAGGCUGGUGCCCAGGCCCCGCCGCUGCCCAGGCUCUGCCGCCCCUCCGCCCCCUGCCCUCCCAACACAGGCCUGCAGCCCCCUGCAGGAAAGGCCCAGGCCGCCGCCGCGGAGCCACAGCCCCAGCCCGACAUGAACCACCACCAGCAGCAACACCAGAAGCCCGGGGAGCAGCAGCUGAGCGAGCCCGAGGACAUGGAGAUGGAAGCUGGAGAUACAGAUGAUCCACCAAGAAUUACUCAAAAUCCUGUCAUCAAUGGGAAUGUAGCUAUGGCCGAUGGACACAACAAUACAGAAGAAGACAUGGAAGAUGACACAAGUUGGCGAUCAGAAGCAACGUUUCAGUUUACAGUUGAGCGUUUCAGCAGGCUCAGUGAGUCAGUCCUCAGUCCUCCUUGCUUUGUACGGAAUUUGCCGUGGAAGAUUAUGGUGAUGCCACGACUGUACCCAGACAGACCACACCAAAAAAGUGUAGGAUUCUUUCUUCAGUGCAAUGCUGAAUCUGAUUCCACGUCAUGGUCUUGCCAUGCACAGGCAGUUCUCAAGAUAAUAAAUUACAAGGACGAUGAAAAAUCAUUCAGUCGUCGUAUUAGUCACUUGUUCUUUCAUAAGGAGAAUGACUGGGGCUUUUCCAACUUUAUGGCAUGGAGUGAAGUUACUGAUCCUGAAAAAGGAUUUAUAGAGGACGACAAGGUUACUUUUGAAGUUUACGUUCAAGCGGAUGCUCCACACGGAGUGGCGUGGGAUUCAAAGAAGCACACGGGAUAUGUUGGGUUAAAGAACCAGGGAGCAACCUGUUACAUGAACAGUUUAUUACAGACUUUAUUUUUCACAAAUCAACUACGAAAGGCUGUGUACAUGAUGCCCACAGAAGGAGAUGACUCAUCCAAAAGUGUUCCUUUAGCAUUGCAGAGAGUAUUCUAUGAACUUCAGCACAGUGACAAACCAGUAGGAACUAAAAAGCUAACAAAAUCCUUUGGGUGGGAAACUUUAGACAGUUUCAUGCAACAUGAUGUUCAGGAAUUAUGUCGAGUGUUGCUUGAUAAUGUGGAAAAUAAAAUGAAAGGCACGUGUGUAGAAGGCACUAUCCCUAAAUUAUUCAGAGGAAAGAUGGUGUCUUACAUUCAAUGCAAACACGUAGACUAUCGGUCUGAACGAAUAGAGGAUUAUUAUGACAUCCAGCUAAGUAUAAAGGGAAAGAAAAAUAUAUUUGAGUCCUUCAUUGAUUAUGUUGCAGUAGAACAGCUGGAUGGUGAUAACAAAUACGAUGCAGGAGAACAUGGCUUGCAGGAGGCAGAGAAAGGUGUGAAGUUCUUAACAUUGCCACCAGUGUUACAUCUUCAGCUCAUGAGAUUUAUGUAUGACCCUCAAACUGACCAAAACAUCAAGAUAAAUGAUAGGUUUGAAUUUCCUGAACAGUUGCCACUUGAUGAAUUUUUACAAAAAACAGACCCUAAAGAUGCUGCAAAUUACAUCCUUCAUGCAGUACUAGUACAUAGUGGAGAUAACCAUGGCGGACAUUAUGUUGUUUACUUAAAUCCUAAAGGGGAUGGCAAAUGGUGUAAAUUUGAUGAUGAUGUUGUAUCGAGAUGUACAAAGGAAGAAGCAAUCGAACACAAUUAUGGAGGUCAUGAUGAUGACUUAUCCGUUCGGCACUGUACUAAUGCUUACAUGUUGGUUUACAUCAGGGAAUCAAAAUUAAGUGAAGUUUUGCAACCUGUCACAGACCAUGAUAUUCCUCAACAAUUAGUAGAACGGCUACAAGAAGAAAAGAGAAUAGAAGCUCAAAAGAGGAAGGAGAGGCAGGAAGCUCACCUCUACAUGCAAGUGCAGAUAGUGACAGAGGACCAGUUCUGUGGCCACCAAGGCAAUGAUAUGUAUGAUGAAGAAAAAGUGAAAUAUACUGUGUUCAAAGUAUUAAAAAACUCCACACUUGCAGAAUUUGUUCAAAACCUGUCUCAAACAAUGGGAUUUCCACAGGAUCAAAUACGGUUGUGGCCGAUGCAAGCUAGAAGUAAUGGAACUAAACGACCAGCGAUGUUAGAUAAUGAAGCGGAUGGCAAUAAAACUAUGAUUGAGCUCAGUGACAAUGAAAAUCCAUGGACAAUAUUCCUGGAAACAGUAGAUCCAGAGAUGGCAGCUACUGGGGCAACAUUACCCAAGUUUGAUAAAGAUCAUGAUGUAAUGUUGUUUCUGAAGAUGUAUGAUCCAAAAACUCGGAGUUUGAAUUACUGUGGACAUAUCUACACACCUAUAUCCUGUAAAAUACGUGACUUGCUUCCAGUUAUGUGUGAGAGAGCAGGAUUUCCCCAAGAAACUAACCUUAUCCUCUAUGAGGAAGUUAAACCGAAUUUAACAGAGAGAAUUCAAGACUAUGAUGUAUCUCUUGAUAAGGCUCUUGAUGAACUCAUGGAUGGUGACAUCAUAGUGUUUCAGAAGGAUGACCCAGAAAAUGAUAACAGUGAACUGCCAACAGCAAAAGAAUACUUCAGAGACCUUUACCACCGUGUUGAUGUCAUUUUCUGUGAUAAAACUAUCCCCAAUGAUCCCGGAUUUGUUGUUACUUUGUCCAAUAGAAUGAAUUACUUUCAGGUUGCGAAGACUGUUGCACAAAGACUUAAUACAGACCCAAUGCUACUACAGUUUUUCAAGUCCCAAGGUUAUAGGGAUGGCCCAGGUAAUCCUCUUAGACAUAAUUAUGAAGGUACUUUAAGAGAUCUCCUGCAGUUCUUCAAACCUAGACAACCUAAAAAACUUUAUUAUCAGCAGCUUAAAAUGAAAAUUACUGACUUUGAAAACAGAAGAAGUUUUAAGUGCAUAUGGCUAAAUAGCCAAUUUAGGGAAGAGGAAAUAACACUAUAUCCAGAUAAACAUGGGUGUGUACGGGACCUGUUAGAAGAAUGUAAAAAAGCAGUAGAACUCUGUGAGAAAGGUUCGGGAAAACUAAGGCUUCUAGAAAUUGUAAGCUAUAAAAUAAUUGGUGUCCAUCAGGAAGAUGAGCUGUUAGAGUGUUUAUCACCAGCAACAAGUCGAACGUUUCGAAUAGAGGAAAUCCCUCUGGACCAGGUAGAUAUAGAUAAGGAAAAUGAGAUGCUAAUCACAGUAGCACAUUUCCACAAAGAGGUUUUUGGGACAUUUGGAAUUCCAUUCUUGCUGAGGAUACACCAGGGUGAACACUUCAGAGAGGUGAUGAAGCGGAUUCAAACAAUGCUGGACAUCCAAGAAAAAGAAUUUGAAAAGUUUAAGUUUGCCAUUGUAAUGAUGGGUCGACACCAAUACCUAAAUGAAGAUGAGUAUGAAGUGAACUUGAAAGAUUUUGAGCCCCAACCCGGCAACAUGUCUCAUCCAAGGCCAUGGCUAGGGCUUGACCAUUUCAAUAAAGCCCCAAAGAGAAGUCGCUACACUUACCUUGAAAAAGCUAUUAAAAUCCAUAACUGACUUACCCAACCAGCUUGUUCAAGGCAAGGGACAAAUAUCAGUGUGUGUGUGCACCUUUUUAACAACAGUAGAACUUUGGUACACGUGCACUAUAUCUGAAGUCUUCAGCAAGAGGAUUUGCUGCUGAUGUUAAUUUUAUUUUGUUGAGGCUGUUCAGUUUGGCUUCUCUGUAUCUAUUGACUGCCCUUUUUGAGCAAAAUGAAGGUGUUUUUAUAAAGCUUGGAUGCCAAUGAGAGUUAUUUUAUGGUAAACGUAAUGCAAGGCAAUUGUCAGCAUAAUGAGGGAAGAGUUUAGUAGAACAGUUGACAUUGGCAAAAUAUUUGUCUGUAGUACGUUUAUAGAUGGCAUAAGCUGUCUGGCUGCCCUUCCUGGUGUGGUACUCCCCAUCACUGCAGCUAGUAAGUCUUAUGUUUAGACUCACAUCAGAUUUAUUUCCUUCAGUUAUACUUUAAAUGACAUUUUUGUGCAUUUGUAAAUGCAAAAAAACUCACAUCAUCAAUAAAUAGCAAUCUCUACUUCAUUGUGUACAUUGUUGGCACUUAUUCGGGAUUUUUGCCUCCUCCAGCUUCAUAGGAUCCUUUUUUAAUAAACUAGUUCCUAUGUUGUUCUGUCGCUACCUUGCAUCCCAUUUUGCCAAGUGGAUGCUCUGGGUCCUAAAAGAUAUUUGGGUAUUUUUAUUAAAUUUAAAAACAUUGACAAAUACCAUUGAGGAUUACUAUGCUGCCUUUUGACAAAUAGAAUGACACUCAAAGUUGGCAAAAGCAGGUGAAAGGAUUAUAAAUAUAAUUAAUUUAGUUAACAUGGGAAGAGAUGGGGGGAAAAAACACAAGAAAUAGCCUUUCAGCACAGAGGGCAUGCUCACUAGUGUUUAGUAAGCUGUUGACUUUGUAAAAAAAACAAAAAACGGGAAAAAAAAAUUAAAAAAAACUGAAAUUGUAUAUUUAAUGAACAUGUACAAUUUAACACUUGGAGGUUAAUUUUGUUGGGUGAGUCUGCAAGUGAAUUUCACUGAUGUUGAUAUUCAUUGUGUGUAGUUUUAUUUCAGUCCCCAGACUGCUUCCUUUUCUUUUGGAGCUAAUGCCAGCUGAGUGUCUAGUUUUGAGUGCAGUACAAAUAGAAUCAGCAAUUCACACUUAUAAUUUUACAUUCUUUUCCAGUACUUUAUUUUGUUUCUGUAGCCGCAGUGUACAACAACUCUUCCUGUAUAUUGCCUUUUUUGCUGGAAAAUGUUGUAUGUUGAAUAAAAUUUUCUAUAAAAUUUUA